This is a messenger RNA of Cadophora gregata, 615 nucleotides long. RefSeq lists its product as uncharacterized. The coding region runs from base 1 to 615 and encodes 204 amino acids. Gene Ontology annotation, molecular function: hydrolase activity. Lineage: Eukaryota; Fungi; Ascomycota; Leotiomycetes; Helotiales; Ploettnerulaceae. The record is from RefSeq and is a predicted model, not a curated record. The transcript has 4 exons.
AUGUCGCAUACCAUUGCUGGCGUCCCGAUUGCCUUCACCGACACUCGUCGGGAAUGGCAGCGAAUUUGGCAAAAGUUCGACCCGGCAACAGUCACGCUGCCUAAGGGAUGGGAGAGAGAGCCAGGCUACCGCCCCCUCCCUGUCGACACUGUCUGGCAUCGAGACAGCGCCAUCACCUUGAGGGACGGCGUCAAGAUAUACGCCGAUGUCUUCCGACCAAAAGAUCUCGAGGGAACCACAGUUCCAGCCAUAAUCUCAUGGGGUCCAUUUGGUAAGACGGACAAAGGCUUUGCCAAUACUGUCAACCUGGAAGUGGGUAUUCCCAGAAAUAGUCUCAGUGGACUUGAGUCAUUCGAGGGAUUGGACCCGGCAGAGUGGUGCCAGCGGGGAUACGCUAUUGUUAAUAUCGAUGUUCGUGGCAGCUAUAGCUCUGAGGGAGAUCUUUUUGUUCAUGGGAAGCAGGAAGGUGAGGAUAGCGCCGAUGCAGUUGAGUGGAUUGCACAGCAAAGCUGGUCCAAUGGAAGUGUUGGCAUGGCGGGCAACUCAUGGCUAGCUGUAAUCCAAUGGUUCACCGCGGCUCAGAAGCCUCCCCAUCUCAAAGCAAUUGCACCAUGA